Molecule: messenger RNA, 835 nt
Organism: Debaryomyces tyrocola
Lineage: Eukaryota; Fungi; Ascomycota; Pichiomycetes; Serinales; Debaryomycetaceae
Source: the annotation of a GenBank genome assembly
AUGGUCAAAGCAGGUAUGUAUAUAUAGUAUAGGUAAAUUGGUUAGGUACUACGCAAUCAAUUGAUGUAUUGGGUAAUGAGCAAUAUAAUCGAUCGAUUUGUUCCUUGAACAAUUGAGUCAAUUGUUAUUCAAUUUUGACUAAUUGAUAGAAUAUUUGCUCGUCGUCCGAAAAUAAGUAUCUGACAGUUGAUUAUUUGCUCGCAUUGAGUAGGAGGAAGAAGUAUUAAGGGCGCAUAUUAACAAUAAUGCAGUUGCUGUAUUAAGAGGUGAUUCUAAGGUUAACGGUGUCGUUAACUUCGAACAAUCGUCAGAGUCAGACCCAACUAGUAUUACAUGGGAAAUUACCGGUAAUGAUUCAAAUGCUUUAAGAGGUUUCCACGUUCACACGUUUGGUGAUAACACCAACGGUUGUACUUCUGCUGGUCCUCACUUCAACCCAUUCACUAAGGAACACGGUGCUCCAGAAGACGAUAACAGACAUGUCGGUGACUUAGGUAAUGUGACAACUGAUGCUUCUGGUAUUGCUAAGGGUUCUAAGCAAGACUUAUUCGUCAAGUUAAUCGGGCAAAACUCCAUUUUAGGUAGAACUAUUGUUAUUCACGCUGGUACCGAUGAUUUGGGUAAGGGUGGUAAUGCUGAAUCCAAGAAGACCGGUAACGCUGGUGGCAGACCAGCCUGUGGUGUCAUUGGUGUUUCCGACUAGAUUCGUUGUGGCACUUGCUCUGGUUAAAAUAUAUAUCUGAAUGUAUGACGUUGUUUUAUAUCUUAAAUGUUGCACUUAUAUUGUAAGAGUUUAAGCUUGCGACACGCAGCAGUGAUUUUUUGGGUACAGUAG